GUCUCCCGGCAAUGAAUGAGGGAGGACUCCCCGCGGGUGCCUGGAUGGGAGGGCCUAGGCCGAAGAGGGAGGCAGGGAAGGCGGGCCUGGCCCAGUCCCCGCCCUCGCUGCCGACGUGGCCGGAGGAAAGAGGGAGGGCAAGAGGGGGCGAAGUGCCGGGCGCGCCGCCGCUGCUCCCCUCAGACUCUUCUUCUCCCCGGAAGAGGGACGUCACAACUUUCCUUCAGAGAAUUAAAAAUGUCGGGUGCCACAAGCGACGGGUUAGUUGAAGAGAAAAAUGAAUUACUGAAACCUGGCAGUAAUGUUUCCGCUUCUGAUACAGUGAUGCACAGUGAACCGACAGAACUAAUGUCAUCACAAGAUGAUGAGAGACAAGUUCCUAAACACUGCAAGAAUGAACAGGAAGAGGAUCUGAUAGCUUUAGGGAAUCUUUCAAAUGAGGAACCCUCCAGUGGAGAUGUAGCUGAGAGUGUUCUUCCUGAAUUCAGCGAAUCUGUGAGCCUUGAAACAGAACCUGGAUCUGAGGGGCCAAAUGAAGAGAGUGACUUGGGUACAGAGUCGGCACCUAAGGGAAGUGGAUGGACAACUUGGGGAUCGUGGGGCAAGUCUCUAUUUUCAACAGCAUCUGCCACAGUUGGUCAAGGAUUAACUGCAGUUAAAGAGAAAGCAGCCACCCUCAGAAUUCAUGUUCCUUCCUCUGGGCCAUCAGAAGACCCACAUCCCAGCACAUCUGAAAACCUUGUCGCAAGUGACAUGGAAGAGACCCUGCAACAAAACUCCCCAGAAGAUGCAGCUUCACCUUCAUCGCCGUCUGGGUCACGUGGAAUGUUUUCAACCAUUUCUAGCGCUGUACAAAAUACGGGCAAAAGUGUCUUAACUGGUGGCCUCGGUGCUUUGGAGUUCAUUGGCAAGAAAACCAUGAAUGUCCUUGCAGAAAAUGAUCCUGGAUUUAAGAAAACAAAAAUACUGAUGGAGCGAACAGUUUCUUUAUCUCAGCUGUUGCGAGAAGCCAAAGAGAAGGAGAAGCAGAGGCUGGCGCAGCAAGUGUCAUUUGAAAAGACGGCACAUUAUGGGCUGCUUUUUGAUGAGUUUCAGGGUCUGUCUCAUCUGGAAGCUCUGGAAAUUCUAUCUAAUGAAAGUGAAGCCAAGAUACAGUCAUAUUUGUCCUCACUUGAAGGAGAAGAAUUGGAAACGAUAAAAAAUGCCUUAAUUGCUAUUAAGGCGAUCUUCGUUCAACAGGAAUCAGACAGUGAAGACAGUGAAGUGAUGAAAGAUAUGGGAGAUGAAUUUGUGACCAUUCUUACUGAACUGCUGUUUGAACUGCAUGUUGCUGCGGCUCCUGACAAACUUAACAAAGCUAGAAAGAAAGCAUAUGACAGCUUGGAGAAAGCUAGUCUCCCUGCAUCAAUAGAACCAGAAGAGAACCAAGCAGAAAAAAAUGGAGAAAAUGAAGAAAAACAAAAAGCUGAAGAAGAGUCUCACAUAGAUGAACCUGGAAACAGAGAAGAAAUGAAGAAGAAAAAUCUAGAGGAAAUAUACAUGCUGUCUAUUGAAAGCCUUGCUGAGGUAACGGCCCGUUGCAUCGAACAGCUUCAUAAAUUAGCAGAAUUAAUUCUUCAUGGACAAGAAGUUGAAAAGCCUGCCUUGGAUCAAGCAAAAGUUCUAACAAACUUAACCCAUACAAUGUGUAACGAAGUCUCCUCCUUAUCAGAGAAAUUUUCUGGUGUCUUAACUUCACUUGGGAGUGACAGAAAGGCUGAAUUCCUUAAUCCGAUGGUCAAUGGUGUAUUACUGGAGGGCUGCAACAGCACCACUUACAUUCGAGAUGCAUUCCAGUUAUUGCUUCCAGUUCUCCAGAUCUCUCAUAUCCAGACUAAUUGUUUGAAGACACAACAGUGACCUCUGUACCAGCAGCCUAGUCCUAUAUAAAAUUCAAAACUAUGUCCAAAUCCAUUGGGAAAUCAAAGAGCCUUUGAAGGACACUAGAUGCAGUUUUGCACAUAGAGUAAAAAAACACUUUUGUAUGUGGUUAACUAUUUAAACACAUUGUUAUACAACAGGAAAAAAUUCUUUCAUAUUGCUUGCGUUAAUUUAAGAUAAAACAUGUUCAUUGGUGGAAAUUAAUAUGGGACACUGAUGUACUAAAGAGAAAAUCAUCAUAUUUGAAACAUUGCGCUGGCCUAUUUGUCAGCAAUGAAGGAAUGAAAGCUUUUCCUGUAAAAUUUACAUCAUAUGUUUAGGUACACAUUGGUGCUCUCUAAAUUAAGUGCUUACUUGUUGCUGCAGAUGUUUAGGAUUUAACAAACCAGUAGGAUUAUACUGAUGGGACACGAGGAGGCCUUGCUUCAUAAUAUGACUGUCCUUUACAGAAAUGUGACAGGCGGGCACCUGAGAAAAGGAUUGGACCAAAGGAUUGGAUCAUCCUGUUUUUUUCUUAAAUCUUCUGCAACAUAAUUUUUCCCAUUUCUAGACCAGUUGUAAAUACAAGUUGCGUAUCCCUUAUCUGAAAUGCUUGGGCCAAAAAUACUUUGGAUUUUUCUCAUUUUGGAAUUAUUAUAUUUCUAUAUUCAGGCAUAAGGAGAUAUAUUGGAUUUGGAACCCAAUCUAAACACAGCAUGCUUUUUAUACAUUUCACGUAGCCUGAUGGCAAUUUUAAAUAAUAUUUUAAAUAAUUUUAUGUGUGAAACAAAGUUAGUGUAUGUUGAACCAUCAGAAAGUAAUGGUGUCAUUGUAUCAGCUACAUAGGUAGAAUAUUUUGGAUUUUGGAAUGCUAGAUAAGGGAUGCUCAGUCUGUAACUUAAACAUAACCAAAAUAUCUUUUUACCUUAACACGCCCAUAACUUAAUGAAAGUAUUUUAUUUCUAGAUAUGAAGUCAUUUCAAAUUAAUCUCAGAGACCUUUGUGUUAAUUUCUGAGGGCCAUUCCACAAAUGCAUCAUAGUGGGCCAGGAACUUUCUGGUCCAGGCUCUAAUACUCCUGCUCUCUGAUAGCAUUUCCAAUAUAACAUGAACACUAUGCUAGGUUAUUGCAGUAAAACUACAGAUUUAUUAUGGCUUAAGCUUCCAUAAGCUAGAGUUGUUUUCAUCAAGGCCAUUAAGUAUUAUCCUUCAUAAAUAGGUAUAUAUAUAUAUUAGGUUGCAGGGAAGGUAAGGAUGGAAAAUGUCAACAGUGCAAUAGAACCAAUUAAAGUUUAAAUGCAUAUGGAGUAAUCACAGUGCCCAUUUACAGGUCACUGAUGAUGAUACUACUACACAUAUUUUACAUACAUUAUGUAUUACCGAUAGCUGCCAAUCCAUCAAGUUCCAUGUCUAUCUGUAUUUUCUAAAACCUUGGCUGCGGGUAACACUGCUUUGAGUCUCCUUGUGGAGAGAAAAAGUGGGGUAUCAAUAAACAUCAUCAUAAUAAUUAGUUUAGGUAAUACAGCGUAGGCACAAAAAUUGUGUUUUAUUACUGAAGUAUGGUGCUACAGUUAAGUGCCUUUAUUUGCAAGACCAAAGCAUAAUGUAUAGCAGAAGAGAUUUCCAAGUAGCAUAUAGUGCAGUGCCAUUUAAAGUGGUUCAUUCUGGGUAAAGCUUGACCCGUUUUGUGUCCCCGCUUUUGUUGGAGGCCGUGAUCCAUUUUUUGGGAGCCUUCCGAAACUGGGAGGGCAGAUAUCUGUUUUCGAUCUGGGGUGCUGAAUGAUCAGUUUUCGAUAGGCCUAUUAUGUGUGUGUGUGGGGGGGGGGCUUCCCAGGCUCCCCUUCCCACGCACUUUAAGGAGGCUUCUUCUUACCUGCUCUUUCUUUCUAUUCUAGAGGAGGCGCUCGGCUGCAAGCACUGGCAAGCAUGCAAGCUUUCUGGGCCUGCAUGCCACACCCACACUCUCUCUUCUUGGAAAGUGUGUGUGUGUGUGUGUGGCAUACAGGCCCAGAAAGCAGCGCACAUGCCUGCCAGUACCUGCAAUCGAGAGUCUCCUCUAGAGUAAAAAAUUCUUGCUUUAGAGGAGGCACUCAGCUUCAGGUGGGACUGGCAGGUGCCCACACUUUCUCUCCCAGGCUACAGCAUGCUAACCAGCCAUGCACUCUUUCCAUUCAAAGGCAUUUGCAGGAGGCUUCCACUUCCAAGUAAGGAAGAGUGAUGACCUCCUGGAAGAGGAGAAUAGUUUUCAGGGAAUGAGGGUUUACUUUUUGUUUGCAGGGGAUUAAUAAAAAAGAUUAAACUGUGAUGCUGAAAAGCAGCUUGGAGUCGGUAUCAGCUCCCGCUUGCUUUUGUGGCGAGCUGAUUUUUGUAGCAGGAGGGGGUUCCCAUUACGUGGUCCCAAAAUACCGAAAGAAAUGAAAGAAACACAGGAAACGGAAAAAAUAGAUUCCACAUACAACUCUAGUGGCCCGUGAACUGUUGGCCAUCAGCUGCUGCAGCCUAGGACAGAAAGAAACAAUUGUAGCCAAUGGGCACAAAUACUGUAAUGAUCCCUCAGACAAUGAAAAAAGAAAAACACCACUCUCUCUUAUAGCUAAUGAAUAGCUGAUACGCUGUUGUGCUGUCUGUUAAUCUGAUUCAAUAGUGGGCUAACAUUUUAUUGAAAUGUUGUGUAUGGAAGCAUUACACAUAGAAUUUUAUAACAACAUUAGUUGUAUUAGCCAUAUGCUUGGAAAUAAACCUUUGUUUCUAAUGAGUUCCUCCAGUGCAGAAUACUCAGAAUGAAUCCUGUGAGGAAAUGACUGGAAGAAGUUAUGGAAGUAGAGUGCCAUAAUAGAAGAGAUCUUUUAGCUAAAGGUUGUACAGGAAUAUGUUGUAUGCCUUGGGGAGAUAAUUUAAAAAGAUGGUAGGAGAAUCGUUUAAAGCACUAGAUUGCUCAUUUGAAGCCAUCUUUACUGCAGAUUUUGUUGAGUAACUUAAAUUAUGCAUGUAGAGAGGGCUAGAGCUUUGUCCUUCAGGGAAAUGAAUAAGAAAGAAGCUACUAAAUGAAAUGCAGUGCAGACUGUCCCUGUUUGGUUCCUAAAAUUGACUUUAUAUUGUUCUUUAUGGAUGUAUUUGUACUGGCAGUGUUAUAUAUUAAAAUGAACUAAUUCAUUGAAAAUCAA
Anolis carolinensis (green anole) is the source of this 5062-nucleotide messenger RNA. RefSeq names its product family with sequence similarity 114 member A1 (gene fam114a1). The transcript is spliced from 14 exons. Lineage: Eukaryota; Metazoa; Chordata; Lepidosauria; Squamata; Anolidae. The coding region runs from base 16 to 1899 and encodes 627 amino acids. The record is from RefSeq and is a predicted model, not a curated record.